UGUGUUCCGCUUGCAGCCACGGACGAGCCCCCUUCACUACCCUGUCAGUGUAGGGAAGGAAAGAGAGAGCGUGCACGCGAGAGAGAAAGAGAGAGAGCAACUGUGUGUGACAGAGGAAGAGAACAAGGCAGGCUGCUUAGAGGAGUGAGAAAGCCAAGGAAGAAAUAAGGAGCACAUUUUACAAGAGCAGGAAGCGGGAGGAUCGCAGACGAGGGACUCUUUCUCUCUUGGCCACCUGGGACACAGUCACAGUGUUUUUAUCCACUUAACCAGUGGACUGACGAACCAACCCUUGGAUCUAUCAAAUAUGUGCCACAACCUUUAAGAAACUGGAAUAAAUUGUCAGUGAAAUGCGCACUCUUCCUGGCAGGACCUGAGAUUGCUUUCUUCUUGCUUAACUGUUUCUGCUACAAGGUGCAUUUCGCGGCAGCCGGCACUGAGGAUAUUACCCCUCUGUCACCGUCAGGAAGGGACGAGUGCAUGUGAGAGCGAGACAGAAUUAGAGUGGGUUUCCAAGAGACAGAUUAAAGCUCCCGCACUAGACAAGAGAAAGAAGGCUGAAAAGGAAAGUGAGGCUUUCCAUCCUUUCCUGUUUUCCUUUGCCGUCCCUUUCCUCCUCCUGUCCCUGGACUGCGCGAGCUGUUGCCACCUGCACCUCUUCUCAUCCUCUACCUCACCAAGUUGCAAUCCACUUUCAGCGGCUGAAUCUUCUUUGGAUCGGGCUUUUGUGGAAAUAUUGCCAUUCAUACAGUGGUGCCAGAGAGCCGUCAAUUAGGAGCUCACUUCCCAUCACUGGCUCGCUCCAGCUGUUGUCCGAUUCGCAGAUCUUGCCCUCCCCCCUGGAGGACCGGCAAACGACACCGUGGUGCGGCCAGCAAAGGAAGAGAGUCAGAAGAGAGAAGAGUGUCGCUCUGCUUCUAUCCCGUUUCUAGCUGCUUGGCUCCCACCCUCGUGUCACCAUUCCCUGCCUCAGUGCUAAGGAUUCCAGCUACAUGGGCAAGCGAUUGGAGCAGCAGCCAAUGUACCCUCAGUACACCUACUACUACCCCCACUAUCUCCAGACCAAGCAGCCCUAUGCUCCCCCACCUCACCCCAUGGCGCCGCCCAGCCCUAGCACCAACAGCUGCAGCCAGGGAGGCGCUGAGCAACUGAGUAAGACCAACCUGUAUAUACGGGGUCUACCUCCGGGGACGACGGACCAGGACCUCAUCAAGCUCUGCCAACCGUACGGGAAAAUAGUGUCAACCAAGGCCAUUCUCGACAAGAACACAAACCAGUGCAAAGGCUAUGGCUUUGUGGAUUUUGACAGCCCAGCUGCAGCACAGAAGGCUGUGUCGUCUCUCAAAGCCACUGGAGUCCAGGCCCAAAUGGCCAAGCAACAAGAGCAAGAUCCUACCAACCUCUACAUCUCCAACCUUCCCGUUUCCAUGGAUGAGCAGGAGCUGGAGAACAUGCUGAAGCCCCUCGGCCACGUCAUCUCCACAAGGAUACUGAGAGACGCCAAUGGGGUCAGCAGAGGAGUCGGCUUUGCCAGGAUGGAGUCCACAGAGAAAUGCGAAGUAGUGAUCCAGCAUUUUAACGGGAAAUACCUGAAAACUCCUCCUGGAAUCGCAGCUCCCACGGAGCCCUUGCUGUGUAAAUUUGCAGAUGGAGGACAAAAGAAGCGCCAGAGCCAGAGCAAGUACCCUCAGAAUGGCAGGCCGUGGCAUAGAGAUGGCGAGACCGGCAUGGCAUUAACAUACGACCCGACUGCGAUGCAGAAUGGGUUCUACUCCUCGCCUUACAGCAUCGCCACCAACCGCAUGAUCGCACAGACCUCCAUCACGCCCUUCAUCGCUGCUUCACCCGUCUCCACAUAUCAGGUCCAGAGUACAUCAUGGAUGCCUCAUCAACAAUAUGUUAUGCAACCAACUGGUGCAGUGAUCACUCCAGCGAUGGACCACACCAUGUCCAUGCAACCUGCCAGCAUGAUGGCUCCUCUCACGCAGCAGAUGAACCAUCUGUCCCUGGGCACAACAGGAAGUUACAUGACUGCUGCUGCUGCUGCAGCGCCUAUGCAAGGGACCUACAUCCCCCAGUACACUCCGGUGCCUCCAACAGCCGUCCCUGUCGAAGGAGUGGUGACCGACACCUCCUCGCAGACAGUGGCUCCCUCGUCACAGGAAGUGGCCGGUCAGCAGCAACAGAUUCAGGUGGACAGUGCUGCUGAUCAUGUUCCUGCUUACUCCUACCAGUCCAAAUAGCAGUGGCCUGAGCAAGUGUUCCUGUGACAGCGUUGCCUUGAGACAGAAGCUAGCUGCACUGUGAGUGUGAGGAAAACGAAAAAAGAUUGCUUCCAGAUUGCCCUGGCACUAAAAAAAAAAAGAAACUUUUUUUCAUUUUCUACCUGGCCUUUGGAGAAAACAAAUGAAGGACAUGAAGAGUGCUGAGGUGGAAAGAAAAGUUCUAGCCUGCGUUCCGGCCUGUCGGUCCAGGCACAAGCUCCAAGAAAAUUCUCAAAAACGAACGAAAAAAACGACAAAAAAAUAAAACUUUAAAAAAAUAAUAAUAGAAAAGGUGAAUGCUAAGGUAGGUGAUGAAGUUUAUUUUGUCAUUUAGAAACCGGGAGGCAAGUUUGAGAAACACAGAGAUUGUCUUCCUCAGAUAUUAAGCUACAGUUUCUUUUCACAAUUGUCUUUGAGUUUUCUAGAUAUAUUUGAAAGUGUUUUCUUUCCAGAAUCAUCAUGGCCUUAAUUUGAAGGGCGGCAGAAACUUUUGCAGUCUGACGGCUGCUUAGAAAUUCAUUCUCUCGGACGGUUCGGUGAGUGCAAGACACUGGACUUGUUGUUCUGGAGAGGAGAAAAAAAAGAAUCUAUCAUUUUCGCUGUACAGAUUUAAUAGAAAGAGCUUUGUUUUGUUUGUCAUUAGAAAAUAACUUUGAUAAUGACGCCAGAGGUUAAAAAAAAAAACUAUGUGAGAAAAAAAAAAACCUAAUGUCUGUUGGGGCGGGGCAGGGGGGAG
Messenger RNA from Synchiropus splendidus (mandarinfish), 3000 nucleotides. RefSeq names its product RNA binding motif, single stranded interacting protein (gene rbms3). The transcript is spliced from 14 exons. Gene Ontology annotation, cellular component: cytosol; nucleus; ribonucleoprotein complex. Gene Ontology annotation, molecular function: poly(U) RNA binding; poly(A) binding; mRNA 3'-UTR binding. The record is from RefSeq and is a predicted model, not a curated record. The coding region runs from base 993 to 2243 and encodes 416 amino acids. NCBI's taxonomy places the organism in Eukaryota, Metazoa, Chordata, Actinopteri, Syngnathiformes, Callionymidae.